AUGGACUUUAUUGCUGGAUCUGCAGGAGGGGCAUUUGGUGUGAUGGUUGGCUACCCUUUUGACACUGUUAAGGUGAACAUUCAAACCCAAAACAUGUACAGAGGAAUUUGGCAUUGUGUCCAGUCAACAUACAAAAACCAGGGGGUGUAUGGUUUCUACAAGGGCAUGACGAUGCCAGUCAUAGCUGUGUCCCUCAGCUUCUCUUUGGCGUUUGGCACCUACAGGAAUGUCCUGCAGUAUCUCUGUAAAUUACGGCAUGGGACACCCGAGGCCCGGCCUGCCACAUGUGAUCUCUUUCUCUCAGGUCUGACUGGAGGAGUUGCACAGGUUUUACUGGUGUCUCCAGCUGACAUGGUGAAGGUGCGUCUGCAGUGUCAGAGGGUUGCGUUUUCAAAAUUCACAGCAGAAGCCCCGAAACCAAAAUACCAUGGCCCCAUCCACUGUCUGCUGACCAUCUCCCGUGAAGAAGGAGCUCUGGGCCUCUACAAGGGAGCCCAGGCUCUGGCACUAAGAGAUGGACCCUUCUUUGCCACCUUCCUCACUAGUUAUCAUAUCAUCUGUGAACAGCUGACACCUCCAGGACUGACUGAACCAGAGUGGAAAGUGGUGCUUCUGGCAGGAGGUCUGUCAGGGAUGUGUGGCUGGUGUGUUAGCACGCCAAUGGAUCUGAUCAAAGCUCGUCUGCAAAUGGACUGGAUUGGGCAGCGGAGGUACCGAGGCUUUUUGCACUGUAUCACAGACAGCGUCCGCUCUGAGGGUCCUGGUGUCUUCUUCAGAGGUCUGAGUCUCAACUGCAUGCGAGCCGUCCCUGUCAACAUGGCAGUCCUCUCCUCGUAUGAGAUAGUGAUGCGCCUGCUCAAACAAACAAAUUAACUCAAACUCACUUUUCUCACUUUAAUGUUCAUAAUGAAAGGGGGGAACACACCAGAAUUUUGCUUUCCACAUUUGCACCUGGGAAUUCUGACAAGGAAACUUCAAAUAAUGCCGCAAAGAAGGAUUUUCAUGGAAGGCUGUGCUGAAUAAUAUAUUUACAUUAUUUUUGUAUGACACAAAUUUAUUAAGUAAGUAAAUGUGUUUUUAUAAAGAAUAUUGGAGGUGUGGAGCUGUAUGAAACUGACAAUGACAAUCUGUUAGUGAAGUGGUUCUCAGGCACCUUUAGUAGUGGUUUAAAGUGAAGUAAGACUUCAGCAAGACAUUUAUAUCACAGAAUGCCUAUGUUGAUAUGUUUGAUGGGUGUGAUAUUGUGGGAAAAAUGGGUACUCUUUCUAUUUGACCCCAGAAAUAUUAAAACAAUAUUAUCUGCAUGCAUGCAUGCAUUAGGUAACACUUAACACUGAAACCAGGUGACAAUCCCGCCAUCUGUAGGACAUGAGGGGUCACUGAAUGCUUUGAUGAGUAUGAAAUUGAUGCAAAUCA
Molecule: messenger RNA, 1416 nt
Organism: Seriola dumerili (greater amberjack)
Lineage: Eukaryota; Metazoa; Chordata; Actinopteri; Carangiformes; Carangidae
Gene: slc25a47b
Product: solute carrier family 25 member 47
Exons: 6
Coding region: 1-873 (290 amino acids)
Biological process (GO): transmembrane transport
Cellular component (GO): mitochondrion
Molecular function (GO): transmembrane transporter activity
Source: RefSeq, a predicted model, not a curated record